Messenger RNA from Lithohypha guttulata, 5994 nucleotides. It is a transcript of the gene ATG2, whose product is annotated as autophagy-related protein 2. The record is from RefSeq and is a predicted model, not a curated record. NCBI's taxonomy places the organism in Eukaryota, Fungi, Ascomycota, Eurotiomycetes, Chaetothyriales, Trichomeriaceae. Gene Ontology annotation, cellular component: phagophore assembly site. Gene Ontology annotation, biological process: autophagy of mitochondrion; reticulophagy; autophagosome assembly. The transcript is spliced from 2 exons. Gene Ontology annotation, molecular function: phosphatidylinositol-3-phosphate binding. The coding region runs from base 1 to 5994 and encodes 1997 amino acids.
AUGGCAGCAUACUUCCUGCCUUCCUACUUCCAGAAGCGCCUGCUUAGAUAUGCACUUAGCCGCCUCGACUUUAUCGAUAGUACUGCCCUCGAUCUCGACAAUCUUGGAUUUACCAUAGGUCAACGUUCAGUCAUUGAGCUCAGGAAUGUUGGAAUCAAGGUAUCAAAGCUGCUAGAUAGGGUCGACUUACCCAGCAAUUUCCAACCUAAACACGCCUCAAUUCGAGUCCUGCGAAUUACCAUUCCAGCCGAUCUUCAUGUCAGUGGUAUAGAAGUUGAAGUGGACAGAAUCAAUUUUGUGGUUGAGACAGACCAGACAAAGCCACCAGAGGACAAGAGACAAACAGGAACAGGCAAAGGAGCAGGGAGGGUACCAAGUCACAAAGAUAUAGCCAACCGACCACGGAUAGCUUCGACGACUCUACACGAUCCAGGCGGAAACCGCUCACUUCGAAGCCAUGCAGACCCUGAGUCGUUGCAUUUUAUACCCGCACCUGAAGACCUUGCUGCGUCUUUCCUCGAGGCUGAGCCUGAGCAAGGUAGGCAAGAACUACAAGCUGCUGUGGCUUCCAGAUCACUUCAUUUACAGCAGUCGUACUCUACACUUGAAUCUUCUACCUCAGUUUCAGAUCAUGGCAUGGGCAAUCCAGAAGGCUUCUCCUUGCCAGGAUUCGUGACAAACUUCUUUGCUGGUAUUGCUGAUCGUCUGUCUAUCUCGAUCAAGAACGUUACCGUCAGGUUAUCUAUUCCGAUCACAAACGGUUCGUCGAUACCUGACCCUCAGGAAUUCGUACUGGAGGUGGACAGUGUUGAGUUACCAGGCGCUGAUGCUGGAUCUGGUGUUCCUGCUGAUACCAAUCUUCGACGCCAUAUUCGCAUCCUCGGUGUCAGAUUCUAUGCGGUGAUCGACGACGACUUUCUAUCACAGAAGUCCUCAACCAAUUCUCCUGAGUUGAGCAAAAGCCGGUCAACAGUCUCCACGUCCUCGAAUCUCUCCACCAAACAGGAUCCUCAUGCUAGAGGUCUCAAUUCAUCCUCGAGCAGUUCAUCGGCUUCCUACGACGAUGCUCAUCUCGAGUUAGGCAUACACGAAUCUAUGCUGGAGGAAUCGCAGCUGUUCGAAUCAACCCUAGAUCGCUCACGUGGCGUUUCCUCUAUCGGUGUUGUCCACUCCUCAAGAUCAUCACCAGGCAGCAGUCACGACGAUAUUAAUCCACCCACAUCAUUCUCUCAACGAUCCCACAGCUCUGACUCUAUACCUGAUGAUCUGGCUCAGUCGACUGUUUUUAGUCAUCAUGAGGCAGAAAGUAUGUUCAUGAGCGCCAUGAGCCAUGUAAACUCGCCAUCCACAAGGAUGCCCGGUGGUUUCAACCACUUUGAGGACACAAGUAUGAGUGCUACACCAAGGCAGAGCGCAACGGGCCCGCGUACACCACGAGCGAUUGCUCGCUCAACUGAGAGCACGGCUCUCCCGCCAGUCAGCAGGUCCUCGACUGUCUUCCCAGUGGCCAACAUGGCUCCUCCUAGACAAGCCCUGACACGAUCCACUGAGCCUUUGAGGUCAGAGCAAUGUACCAAACGUCUUUUCUACAUUGACGAGAUGACCCUAAGUGCUCCAGCCAAGCAAACGAUCCCUCAAGAUAAGGAGUAUAUGCAGAGUUCCAGCUACGAAACGACUCGUGGUACCGCAGGCAGAACGCUAUCUACGCAUGCAUCUCAUGCUCGCAUUCCAUCUGACCAAAGUGUUUAUGAAAUACCAAAAGAGCAGUCAGUAAAGUUCGAGGAGGACAAAAGCUAUCAAAUCGCUGUGGGCAACAUCGAUCUGUCCAUAGACAUGUCUUUGUGCCAUAUUCUACUCAAGUCCGCUAGUCACCUCUCUUCUACUCUCAAGUCAUCAGACAAUGGGGGACAGUCUUCUUCGACGAAGAAGCCCGUGGAUACUCAGCUGCACCUCUCUGUCGGAUCCUUGGUUCUCAACGUGAUGGGGAACGUUCUCCAUGAUCAGGGACUAGUUGAACAACACGCACCGACCGAAUCAACCUUUUCAGUAUUUGAGGCCGAAGCUUCUUUGUUGCAGCUACAGCUUUUGAAGGUUCAGAUGUACAUGGCCACGCGUGGUGGGGUGCCCGACCAGAAGCUGACUGUCAAUCGACUUGGACUAUACAAAGGACAAGACAAAAUAAUAUCGUUCUUCGAUGCAUCUAAUCUACAGGAGUCGGUACUCGCACCUAGUGUUCUGCUGGAGCCAGAUGACCUGGUUUAUCGUCAGCUCGGUAACAGAGUAGACAUAACAACCAAGCCACUUCAUAUCAAACUGGAUCUGCUUAUGCUUGACGAGGUCUUGAGCCGUAGUGGUGGACUUAGCUCUUUGCUAGAUCUUGGGAACUCGGUUGCAUCAGCAAGCACAAUGAAAGAACAGAAGCCAUCGACCACUUCCAAGCUAACACGGCGUCGAAGUGUAUAUUUCGACGAUCCAAUGAACCGAGCUCGGCCUAGUGAUGAAGACGACAAGGGGUUGAAGUUAAAUACCCGUAUUUCCGCCUCAAUUUUCGAUCUUGUGGGUUCACAGAGCUCUUUACAGAUCAAAAGUUCAGCCAUCAAGCUUGUUUACCGUCCAGCUAGGUUAAGGACUAACAUCUCAUCUGUUUCGAUUCGGGGACCGAUCGUGCACAGAACGGUCACAACAGAUAUCUUAAAUCUGAAACUCGGCGAUCUUAAGCUUCAUCACAUCGAGAGUCCUGAGGAAGAGGACUUGGAUAGGCUGCUCCAAUUGUUAGCACCAUCUAGCAAGCGUCAAGGCCAGGAUGACGAUAUUAUGGUCGACACUCUCCUACGACAGAGACGAAAAGGUAGCGUUCUGCGACUUUCGGUCCAAGACGUUCAGGCCACGGCUGACGGUGUUGUUUGGAUUCAGCGAUUGAGCAGGUUGGGCGACGAAAUCUCCAAGCUCUCCUCUGUCACCAAAUAUCUGCCGGAAGACGAUCGCCCAGGAAUAUUGAUUUUCGGGUUGGUCAGCAAGCUCACGGCUCGUGUGGAGGUAGACAGACAAUUUGGUCCCUUGCUAUUAAAAGGUAACUUGCUGGAGGGCGCGCUUAUUUCUGUGCCUUCCCUCAUGGCCGCUCAGAUCUCGAGUAUCACUCUCAACCGCGAUCAGAAAGAAUCUCUGAUCCGUGAAUUGAUUCCAAACAUACAAGAAAGCACGAUCAUGGGCUCACCUAUGCUCUUAUGUCGAUUCAUCCCCGAUGAGAUGGAGCCAACGAUCAAGCUGCAGCUAUCCAAUGCCUGUUUCGAGUAUAGUGUACCUCUAUCGUUGGCGUUCACUCAGCUCGUGGAGGCCUUAAAGGCAGAGUUUGAAAUUAACCCCAACGCAUCUUCGCCUCGAGCGAGUGAAGUCUCUUCCAGGUCAAUCGAAGCUCCUGAACUAGCUCGGAAGAUCAAAUUGUCUCUGGCCCUCAAUAGCUCGGCGAUUUCGCUACGACCACUUGACUCCCCAGCUUGUGGAAUCUUCUUGUUCAGCGAUGCUGUCGUCAGUCAUAGCGCCAGACACAACACUACUUUGGCAAAUAUUGAGAUCCGAAAAGCUUCGAUCAUGAUUGUUGACGAUGUCGCAAGGAUUGGCAAGGAAGACAGCGGCCUCGAUUCAAGACUUUAUUUCGAUCGUAGCGGUCAAGUACAAGAGCUCAUCAAGUCAGGCUUUGUGCCGGUAGGCUCCAUUUCUGCUGCGUCAGCAGAUGUAAAGAUUACCGAGGAACGGUUGAGUAAGAAGCAGUUCGUUGACGUCGAAUUCCGCAACAGCCUCCUGUUCCUGGAAACUUGUGCAGAUUCAACACAAACACUGACCCAAAUAUUGAGUAAUCUCAUGGCUCCUACCCCACCAUCGAAGGCUGAAAAGUACAGAACAGAGGUGGUGCCUGUCGAAGACAUGUUGGCUUCUUGGACAGGGAACGUAUUUGUUGCCGAGCAAGGGCCCGAAUUGGGCUUACAAGUCGACGAAGGCGACACGACUCCUACCCCAUCGACGAUCCUUGCCCCUGAAGCUCAAAGCGAGCUUAAUCAGGUUUUGAAUGAUGAUUCGAUCGACGAGGAUGAAGAGGAGAAUUUUCAGAAUGACCUAUAUGUGGACCAGAGUACAUACCUCGAACAAGAUGAGAUGUCGGAGAGCUCUGUAAUGUCAGAAUCCACGCAUUCCUCUGUAGGCGGUGGUUCUGUCCAUAUCGCUCCUGUGAACGUCAGUGCAAGUGCCGAGCCGCCAGUCAGCAAUAUUACGGUCAACAGCCUCAUCGAUUUCCGUGCAGGUCACUUUGUGCAAAACUCUUCAGUCGGUGGUACGGCUCAUCGUUGGAAUUCCUCGCAGAACACAUACGGCAUGGGAAGUGAGGCAAGUGUACGACAGUCCCCAGUAAAAGUGAGGAUCAGAGAUGUCCACAUAAUUUGGAACCUGUUCGACGGGUAUGAUUGGCAGAAUACACGAGAUGCAAUCACCCAAGCUGUCCGUGAAGUUGAGGACAAAGCUCUAGCGAAGCAGCGACGACGCGACAUUCAUCGUUCACCUGCGCUGGACGAGGAUGAUGAAUCAGUAGUUGGUGAUGUACUCUUCAAUUCGAUCUAUAUCAGUAUUCCAACAAAUCGCGAUCCUCGAGACCUUGCGAAUGCCAUCAAUAUGGAUGUGGGAGAUGUUGCAAGCGAGACUGGCAGCUAUGCGACAAGCACUACAAUUACGGCGGCCACUAGCAAACGUCACUCAGGCACACGACCUAGGCAAAAGAAGCUCAAACUAAGUCGGAGCAGGUCGCACAAAAUUACUUUCGAACUUGAAGGUCUCGCAGCAGAUUUCAUUACCUUCCCACCUGGUUCUGGUGAAGUUGAAAGCUCUGUCGAUAUCCGUGUGAACAAUGUUGUGGUUUUUGACCACGUUCCUACGUCGACAUGGAAAAAGUUUGCGACAUACGAUUACGAAGCUGGCGAACGCGAGGUGGGCACGGACAUGGUUCAUGUCGAGCUGCUGAACGUCAAACCGGUAGCCGACUUAGCUGCUUCAGAAAUGGUUGUGAAAAUCACAGUCCUUCCGCUACGAUUACAUGUCGAUCAGGAUGCUCUUGACUUCAUGACUCGUUUCUUUGAGUUCAAGGACGAUAGAAUCGCCCCUUCGGGUACGCCAUCCAAUCCACCAUUUAUUCAACGAGCCGAAGUGAACCCUAUCAAGUUACGGCUAGACUUCAAACCGAAGCGGGUUGAUUAUGCUGGACUGAAGUCGGGCAAACUGACCGAAUUCAUGAAUUUUAUCAUCCUCGAGCGGUCCGACAUGGUGCUGCGGCGAGUCAUUCUCUAUGGGGUAUCAGGUUUUGAUCGACUUGGUAUCAUGCUCAACAACAUCUGGACACCUGAUGUCAGGAACAAUCAGUUACCAGGAGUGCUUGCAGGCCUGGCGCCAGUCCGCUCACUAGUAGAUGUCGGAGUUGGCGUCAGAGACCUCAUUGCAGUGCCAAUUCGAGAGUACAAGAAAGACGGCAGGAUAGUGCGCAGCAUUCAAAAAGGCGCGAUUGCGUUUGCAAAGACCACUACAACUGAGCUUGUUAAUCUAGGUGCAAAGUUGGCUAUCGGCACUCAAACAGUGCUGCAAAGCGCAGAGGGUGCACUCGUACCUCAACCCAAACAGCAUUUAGCCCAUACGUCCGACUCAGAGGAGGAGGAACACCAAAUUUCACACUACGCUGAUCAACCACUCGGCAUAAUUCAGGGUCUCAGAGGGGCAUACGCAAGUCUUGAGCGAGACCUUUUGCUCGCGAAAGAUGCCAUCGUUGCUGUUCCAGGCGAGAUCAUGGCUGAGGGAAGUGCUACAGGAGCUGCAAAGGUUAUGCUUAAGCAAAGCCCAACAAUUGUUUUGAGACCUGCUAUUGGUGUUACUAAAGCAAUGGGUCAAGCACUCUUGGGUGCUGGUAAUACUCUCGACAAAGGGAAGAGGAGGAGGAUGGAAGAUAAGUACAAGAGAUACUGA